UUACCUUUGCCAAUUUUGGGACUUGUUUGAACUUCAUUCUUGGCUUUUUGAGUUACACAUUUCCAACAUAAUCAGGGAAAAGGCAAAGCUAUAAUGUAUUGUCUCCCUAACCUAUUUAUCACAUUAUUUAAUGAACAAAGGCUCUGCAUGUUGUAUAUAUUUAUAUGCUUCCACAUCAUCAAAUCAUCUGUGUAGUUCAGUUAGCUUCUCAGAAUCAACCAAUGUUGUUGUAGUUGAAAGACCCCCCCUUCUCUCUCUCUAAAAUGUCUGCUUUCUUUCUCUUCUAUUUAGUUUUGCUCUUACAUGCCACCCUUCCAUCUUCUGCACGUACAUUGAUGCAGAUAUCAGAAGCAACUGAAUGGAGCUCAACAAGAAGGCAGUUGGGGACAGGAUCAUGCAGAACUGGAAACCCCAUUGAUGACUGCUGGAGAUGUGACCCUGACUGGGAAACCAACCGCAAGAUGCUAGCUGAUUGUGCAGUAGGGUUCGGACGCAAUGCUAUUGGAGGAAGAGAUGGUGAAUUCUAUGUUGUCAAAGAUUCAGACAAUGAUGACCCUGAUAACCCAGUUCCAGGCACUCUCCGGCAUGCUGUAGUCCAAGAAGAACCUCUCUGGAUCAUUUUCGAUCAUGACAUGGUCAUCAAUUUAAAGGAAGAGCUUAUCAUGAGCUCAUACAAGACCAUUGAUGGUAGAGGAUUUAACAUACAAAUAUCAGAUGGACCAUGCAUAACUAUUCAAAAUGCGAGUAACAUCAUCAUACAUAACAUCUACGUACAUGACUGCAUACCAGCAUGGAAAGCCAUGGGGCAGGUAGCACCACAGCAUUCUGAUGAAAAAUCAGAUGGAGAUGGUAUAUCCAUAUUUGGGGCUAGGGAUAUUUGGAUUGAUCACUGCACACUAUCAAAUUGCUAUGAUGGACUUAUUGAUGCUGUAUACGGAUCAACAUCCAUAACAAUCUCAAACAGCUACAUGUUUGAUCAUAAUGAAGUCAUGCUCAUGGGUCAUAAUGAUGACUUCCUUGAUGACAAGAAUAUGCAAGUUACCAUUGCCUUCAACUUCUUUGGGGCAGGACUGGUUCAAAGAAUGCCAAGGUGUAGGCAUGGAUAUUUUCACAUUGUAAACAAUUUCUAUGCUGGAUGGGAGAUGUAUGCAAUUGGUGGAAGUGCCAAUCCCACAAUUAAUAGCCAAGGAAAUGUCUUUAUUGCAAAUGAUGACAACUCCACAAAAGAGGUGACUAAACGUGAAAACUCAGAAUCUGGGGAGUGGCAGAAUUGGAAUUGGAGGUCAGAUGAAGAUGUGAUGCUGAAUGGUGCUUACUUUACACCUUCUGGACAAGAAACUGCUGCAAGUUACAUAAGAGCAACAAGCAUGGUUGCAAGACCAGCUUCACAUCUAAUAAAUACCCCUCCAUCUGCUGGAGUUCUUGAUUGUCAGAUAGGCAUCCAAUGCUAUAUUCCAAAGCGAUGAAUCCUUUAAUUUCUACCUUUUUAAUCUUGCCAUUAAUAACGCUUUUGUUACU
Molecule: messenger RNA, 1518 nt
Organism: Quercus robur (English oak)
Lineage: Eukaryota; Viridiplantae; Streptophyta; Magnoliopsida; Fagales; Fagaceae
Product: putative pectate lyase 21
Exons: 4
Coding region: 264-1466 (400 amino acids)
Molecular function (GO): pectate lyase activity
Source: RefSeq, a predicted model, not a curated record